UUCCGUCGCGACGCGCGCCUCGAGGGACCAGCGGACCAGUGAAGACUAUACUUGUAAAAAUUUCUUCCAAGAAAACUCCACCAACGGACACGAAAAAUAACUUAAUCGAUCCGAUACGUUGUUUGAAAAACAGAACAUCUUUCGUCCACCGCGUGUGAAUCAUUUCAUUUUCAAACCAAGUUCUCUGUGAUUGUUUACAACGUGUUUGGGUGACAAUUCGGUGAUGUUUUAUGGCCAUGUUUGACAAGUUGUCUAGUUGCUACAAGCAGCGGCAACAGGAGCAUCGACAGGAGGCGGAGGAACAACAGAUAGAAGAGCAAGACUAAUAGGAAGAGGUGGAAGUGGUGGCGAUGACGGGGACAAUGAUGGACACCGACGAGUAUUUGAUUCUCUCUCUCGCAAGAUUUCAAGCGGUUUAGUCGCAGAAAGCUUCCCCGUCUGUCGGUAAACGUGACAGCGCGUGUCGUUCGUGUGGGAUCGGAUCCCUCAGUGUGUGUCAGUGCGAAAGAAGACAAUUGACUCGCCGCCGUGCUUGCCGGGGGCCUCCUGACGUCACAUCCUGUCCUCUGGCUAGUCGCGAUCUCGUUUGGACCACGGCACGUCAAGCGAAAGAACAACGAUGGCCGACCACAACAAACGGAUCUUCAAGAUCCUCGUUUGGGCGAACAUUUACGCGAUGAUCCUAGCGAACCUGACCGACUCGUCGGAGACCGACUUGUCCGACGAAAUGGACGGGUUCACGACAACCAAGAGAACGUUUCCUGACAGAUGUCUCUUUAAACCCGAUCCGGGUCCUUGCAAACCGUACAUCCCCAAGUGGUGGUUCAACAAGAUCGAGGGAAAGUGCAGGCGGUUCCCCUAUGGCGGCUGUUUGGGAAACGAGAAUCGUUUCAACUCGGAAACUGAGUGCCUUCAUUACUGCGUGGGUGGUCCUGAACAUACGUUGCCGCCUUAUUUCGUCACGAAGGGCAGCGUAUUUGUGACCAGCACCGCGACCACGAACACACUGCCCUCCACCACGGCCAUCACUCCUCGAGUAACGUUUGCGCCUACAACACCGACAAGACCACCUGUACCGAAGUACAAAAGAGGAAAGGAGCUAACUUUCAUGGAAUCUGGGUACGAGAAGACCUUCAUGUUCGCGCAAAGCAACACGUUCAUUCAGCUCGACGGCAGCGGGAUAAAACCGUUUCAACUUCGUCUGUGUCGCGAGAUAUCCUUCAAGUUCCGCACAAAAUUACCGCACGGUCUGCUGGUGUACCACAGCGUCAAGGAUCGACCGGAAGGUCUGGAUCCGUACGCUCUGUACGUGAUCGUCGAGAAGGGCCAACUGAAAGUUGUUCACGUGUUUGGAAAACGAUCGACUAGCCUGACCGUCGGCGAGGGGCUGAAUCGAGACGAAUGGCACAGCGUUUUGGUAAGAAUCGACGUGCACGGGGCGAAACUGAUCGCCAGAGUGGACGACAAACAGGAAGAGACCACGCUCAAAGUUCUCGAACACGUGAUCAAUUAUGGGGUUUCGGAGGAAUUGGCGUCCGUCGUUCUUAUAGGAGGAUUGAGUUCCGAAGAACGGUUACACGGUGUGAAGUACAUAAUAGAAUCCUUCGUCGGUUGCAUAAGAGACAUGGUUCUGAGCUCUGGCAAAUCUGCCAGCGAUCUAUUGCCCAUCCAGCCUCUGAUCGCCACGAAGCACGAAAAUGUGAAAGAGGGGUGCAUUGACAAAUGCAGAACGCGAGAGAAUCUUUGCUUCAUUUCCACGCAAUGCGUAAAUCACUAUAACAGUUUGACUUGCGACUGCUUUGGGACGAAAUACGAGGGCGAACGUUGCGAUGUGUACACGGCAACAAUUUUAACAUUGAGAGGCUCCUCGUACGUCUCUUUUCGCGUGUAUGACUGGAAAGACAGAGUUCAUUCGUCCGUCAACAGAAUAAGCCUUGCAUUCAAGACAAAAUGGGAUGAUUCGGCUCUGUUCUACGCGUCCGGCGAAAUUGAUGGGACGCCGCACUAUAUAGCAGCCUCCAUCAUGAAUGGAUCGGUUCACGUCGCAUUAGAUUUCGGACAUAACUCGAAAAUUGCUACGGUGCUCGGUGACUACAUUACUGCGAAUCACUGGAAUAAUCUCACGAUAUUCCACAACGGUUCUUUAGUAUUCGUCAGCUUGGACGACGAGAUAAAAGUGCUCGAAGUACCCGGAGAAAAUUACAAUAUGAUCAUCGAUCCCGAAAUCUACAUCGGCGGUGGGCCUGAACUGCACAAGAAAAUGGGUCUCCUCUCGCACAAUAACUUCGCAGGCUCGCUGAAGUACGUGUUCUUCAACGACAAGUCCAUCAUUUACGAGUUGAAACGAUCGAAUCCCAUGGUGCACUACAUUGGCGUGUUGGAGCCUGAAUACUACGAAGCAGACGUUGAUGUGAUACCGAUAACAUAUCCAUUCGCUGGGAGCCACAUUUGGUGGCCCAUAGCGCGUACCGAUUCCCUGAAGUUGAAUUUCGAUUUCAAAAGCUCGAAACCCGUGGCGGUAGUUGCGUCGGGAGACGUAAAGAGCAAUCGUGGUCUUGGAUACUGGGAGCUUCGCUUGGUCAACGAUGAAAUACGUUUCCAACUGAUUCCCGUGUUGUUGGAGAACAUAACCGUCUCAGCCGCCGUGAAGUUUCCACCUUACAACACAUCCUGGCACGCGGUUGAACUUAAUUACACCAAGGGGGAGCUCAGUGUUCUAGUCGACUAUAGAAACAAGCAGAGCAAACUGUUCUCCAUGACGUUCGAACUAGGCGACAAAGUGAUAAUCGGAAGUGGAAAGAGCAAUGCAGGUCUGGUCGGGUGUAUGCGCGAGAUUCGAGUGAACGACGAAAGGAUAGAGCCUAGAUACGUGGUCAACACCGAAAGAGUCAUUGGAGAAGUAGCUUUGGAUAACUGCCAGUUCGUGGAUCCUUGUACCAGGCCGAACACCUGCGAACAUGGAGGGAAAUGUUCGGUGAAGGAAGACAGGAUCACCUGCGAUUGCGAGGACACUGGUUACAUGGGUAAAAACUGCCAUUUCGCUCAAUAUAGAAAGACGUGCGAGGAACUCGCUCUGCUAGGCUACACCCAAGACAACGUUUAUAAAAUCGACAUCGACGGAAACGGCAGAUUUCCACCCGCCCUCGUGAAAUGCGAGUUCCAGUCCAUCGAGGACUCGACGAAAACGAUAGUGGAGCACAAUUUACCCUCGCAAGUCGACGUGAGGUCUAUCGCUGAGUCCGAUUUCUCUUUCCACAUCAAAUACAGACAGUUCACCGGCGAGAUGCUCCAAGAAUUGAUCUCACAUUCGUUGUACUGUAGCCAGUACGUUAAAUACGAUUGUUACAAAGCGCCUUUGGAGUUGCACAGCGCUACGUGGUUCCUGAAUUCGAAGGGGACUACCGUCGACUACAUUGGAAAUGUUAACAGAGGUUCCUGCCCUUGUGGAAUGAACAGGACAUGCGUCGACUCGAAUCUAAGUUGCAAUUGCGACGUCGUAACUGGUAACGCUGGAAAGUGGUUGUCCGAUGAAGGUUACUACGAGACCCCGGACUCUCUAGGCAUCACAGGAAUGGUGUUCUUGCAACAAAGAGACCUGGAAGAGGAUGCACAAGGUCGGGUCACUUUAGGCCCGUUGGAAUGCGUUGAAACGAACACACAGAAGUACGUGGUCACAUUCACAACCUCGCAAUCCUACAUCGAGGUACCAGGUUGGCGAAAAGGAGACAUAGCCUUCAGCUUUCGGACAACCGGCGAAAAAGCUAUUCUACUGUACCAGCCGCCUAUCAGAAGCAACUAUCCGUCCUUCAUGGUAGCUCUGACCUCGGAGUUCCGUUUGACGUUCAAUUUUACCUUAAAUACCGGUACCGUCAGAGAUUUGCAAGUGAAGAGUAUACGAAAACUGAAUAAUGGUGAGUGGCAAAAGAUCUGGAUCGACUACAACGACUACCACGUUAGAUUCAUGAUCAACACUGAAUACCAAAUGGUUGAUCUGUUGCCUGAGGAGGAGUUUGGACCCUUCGAGGGUUCCAUGUUCAUCGGUGGAGCUACUGCGGAACACUUGAGAACCUCUUCGGUCCGACAGGGUCUCAUUGGGUGUUUCCGUGGUCUUGUCGUGAACGGUGAGAUCCUGGACAUUCACAGCUACAUGUCGGUCCACUUGUCCGAGAUUAUCAAGGACUGCAAGCCCUCUUGUCAACCGAAUAAGUGCCGAAACGGCGCCAGGUGCGUAGAACUCUGGAGCAAAUUCGAGUGCGUCUGCGAGAACAGAUGGGCUCACCUUGGCACCUAUUGCGAGAAGAACAUAAACUAUAGAGCCCUGACCUUCACGUCGCAAGGAGCUUUCUUAAAGAAGAACUACUUUGGGUCUGACGAGGAGGACGAGGAGAAAUUAUUAUUGAAGGGCAUACUAUUGCAGAACAUACUGAUCAAUCUGAGGACCUACGAUACACACUCGUUGAUACUGUACGCGAACGAUCACUUGAACAACUUCGCCCACCUCUACAUCUCAAAUGGAACGAACAUCGUUUAUUUGUUCAACGCCGGCAACGAAAUAAAAAACAUCACCGUCGAAUAUCCAGACGCGAACACGGGGAUCUCGGUGCAAAUCGCGAUAAUCCGGAACGAAAGAUCCACGACGUUACACGUGAACGAGUACAAUGUUACUUUGAACGCCACUCCCGUGCUGCUCGAUACCUAUUCGAACAAACCCUGGACAAAUCCGGAGAAGGAGGUCCUAGCACCGCAAAGGCCACCGGCGCCGCCCAGUGAUUACUUUCAGGUGAAUCUAGGAGGCUUUGACUCGGACGAUCUAUUGAGAGUCGGCAAAGAGGGCAUGCUGAUCAAAGGCUACGUCGGGUGUCUACGUGGACUGAUGAUCGGCGACUAUCUCGUCGACCUACGAAAUCUCGCCAACGAAGCAAAUCACGAAGGCAGUAAGGAAGUCCUUCCAUAUUGCCAGAUGAAGUGCGACGCUGUGCCUUGCAAGAACCUGGGAAUCUGCACGGAGGACUUUGGCAGGCACGAGUCCUCGUGCAACUGCGAACUAACGUCCUAUUUCGGGGAGAAUUGCGCCGAUGAAAAAGGAGCAGAUUUCAGCGGCGAGAGUGUUCUCCAACGCGAGUUCGACCUCGUCGGCGAAGUGAACCAAGUGAAGGUUCAACUGGCUUUCUCGACCAGCGAGCUACGACAACAAACCACGUCGCUUCUACUUCUACAGACAGAAAACAAAAGAAGCUACUAUCUGCUGGUUGCCCUGACGUCGGAAGGCCAACUAAUAUUCGAGGAAGACAGGGAGGGUUCUGCUCAAGGAGUACGAUUGAACGAUAGAAACUUCCUAAACGGUGCUCGACACAGCGUCUACUAUGUUCGCGACAACCAUACGGCUACACUUUUGAUCGAUCGCGAGCCUGUGUCGCUUCUGGCAAUCCCAGUGCUGAACCUAGGCGACGACGAAGACGACAGCCCGGGUGUCACGGAGAUCCAACUCGGUGGCCUAAACACGACUGAUUCCCGGUUCAGCGUAUACAAAGGAUACACCGGCUGUCUCAGCAACGUCGUGGUAUCGAUCAACGGAGGUCCUGGCAUGAAGCCACUCGAGGAAUAUAUGCUCUUUACGAAACAGGGAAGUGAAACCGUCCGAGCGACGAUACCUGCUGGAGUCAGGAGCGCUCAGUGCGCGGUCUUUCACGCGCAACCACGUGGCCUCGACCCGCCUAGAAACGAUAGCGUGGGUCGUGACAAAGCCUGGGUGGAGGAUCCGCCAGAAAGGAUACUAUACAAGUCUCAGUACGCUGACGCAACGCAAGAGGAACAAGGUGCUGGUACUUAUAUCUUCAUAGCGCUGUGUUGCAUAUUCGUGGCGGCGGUUAUUGGUUGCAUCUACGAGGUUUGGCGAAGCGCGAGAAAAGAUCGACACAGCAGAAGAGCGUCUGUGGUCUCGGGCACGUCAACGGUGCCAACUUCCAGUUCUCAGAGAUGGCAAUCGCCGCAAUACACAGAAUCGAUACCGACUGGUGUGAAAACCGUGGGCUUCAUGAACGUGAACGAGGACGAGAAGAGACCUAACGGUACGCACAUGAAGCCAGCGGUCAAAGAGUACAAACCGGUGCCCAACGCGGAGUCUAAAGACUUAAUUAACGAUAAAAGAGUUCAUAUAAAAGCAGAUGAGGAACCAGAGAAGAAGGAGCUCCUAGGGGUAAAUACAGGCAACAUCACUAAACCUCCGAAACCAAAUCCAUUCUCCAUGGAGGAUCUUCAAGAGGAACCAGAACUAGAAGAAUGUGAAGAAGAAGAAGCAGGUGAGGAGUACGAAGAAGAAGAAGAGGAAGAGGACGAUUUAAAACAGCAAAAUCAAAAUGAGGAAAACGAUCAACCAAAGGAAGAAAAUACAAACAACAAAGACUUCGUGAAGUCGGUAAACGCGCACCAUAAUAACAACAAACAACGAUCAACAAUCGAAGAUUUGUCUUUAGAUCCUGCGAGGCCUUUGAUUCUCAAUCUGCAACCUAUCUACCUAUCGGAUGAUCGAAGAGCUUUUGGAAGUCCACUCAAUUAUCUCGGAGUUCCGAAAUUUCAACAGAGAAACCGGAACUCCAUAGAAUCAGUAUUGUCUUUGGACUAAUCGUUUGUAUCUUGAGGAACUUUCAUACGAAAUUCCUUUCGAUUUUUGCGGGCAAUCAACGUUAAUGCAAAAAAAAAAAUGAAGAUGCGACGAUAGUAAUCAAUUAUUACCAAAUGUUCGAAUUUCAAAUUUCGCGGCACGCGCUGCGACACGAAAUACAUUUCUAUUUAAAUAAGACAACUCGUCUUUAAAAAUGUACGCGUAAUGAGCGAGAAUGAAUUUCUAGAUUAAAUGUUUAAACAUAGUUUGAAGAUUUGCGACGGCAAGAUUAUAUAAUUUAUUAUAGCGAUAGGUGAUACUUACAGUUUGAACACGAAUGUAGAUUGAGGUCAUCAACGUGAUUUGUCCGCCGUUCCGUGUUACGUGUCGAUCAGAA
This is a messenger RNA of Colletes gigas, 6998 nucleotides long. RefSeq names its product neurexin-4 (gene axo). The coding region runs from base 620 to 6622 and encodes 2000 amino acids. The transcript has 30 exons. Gene Ontology annotation, molecular function: serine-type endopeptidase inhibitor activity. The record is from RefSeq and is a predicted model, not a curated record. NCBI's taxonomy places the organism in Eukaryota, Metazoa, Arthropoda, Insecta, Hymenoptera, Colletidae.